AUGACUGUGAAUACUAAAAGACCUAACGAUUCUGAAGUCGAUUCUGAGGCUAAAAAAGUUCAUAUUGAUCUCAGGGACAAAGGCUGGGCUGCUAUAAAGGCAGAGUUUGUCAUAAAGAACGAAGAAGCUGCUGACCUCUAUAUUAACGAUGAUGACGCUGAAGGUGGAGACAGAGAUCAGGUUCAAGAAACCACCGGAAAGAAGAAGAAAAAGAGAGGCCAGAACAAGAACCGUGACUUACGUCAGGAACACGGUGCUAUAAGACUUUGUACAUCACUAGUGGAUCCUGAUAACGCUAAGGAAUGUCGAUUUGGAGCUGAAAACUGCAGAAGCUCGCACAACAUCGAAGAAUUCCUUGCUAGUAAAGAGCCUGAUGUAGAAGGAAUAUGUCCUGUUUUUGACGCCAUUGGGUACUGUCCUGCUGGAUUGAAGUGCCGGUGGCUCGGGUCCCAUUAUGAUAAAGAAACCAACAAAUUGCUCAAAGAUUUGGCUAAGAUUGAGGUAAAUCAAGAACCACGAGAACUCAAUAGGAUCACCAACGACGCCAAAAUUGCUUUGCAAAAGAAGAAGUAUGAGUUUAAAACUGCCACAAAGAUGAUUCUGUAUCUUGAUUCGCAAGUCAAGAACGAGGCCUAUAUGAAGAAUUUGGAAGAAAAGAAAGACAACCAAGCAGAAUUCGUGGAAGUUCCAUUUAGAGUAGCAGAGAAGAAGCGCUUGAACUUUAAAAAUGCAAAGAUAGUAUCUCCAUUGACCACUGUUGGUAACUUACCAUAUCGUCGUUUGAUGAAGACUUUAGGGGCAGAUGUCACAUACGGUGAAAUGGCUCUCACGGUUCCAUUAUUGCAAGGUACAAACGCAGAAUGGGCAUUGCCAAAAGCUCACAAGUCAGAAUACCCUGGCUUUGGAGUGCAGUUCGCUGCUGGUAAACAUUGGUCGGCUGCCAAAGCCGCUGAAAUCAUCUAUAGAGAAACUCCCAACGUCUCGGAACUUAACUUGAAUUGUGGAUGUCCCAUUGACUUGUUGUAUCGUCAGGGACAAGGGUCUGCAUUGAUGGAACAACCAUCCAAGUUGAUGAGAAUCUUGAAAGGAAUGAACUACUGCUCGGGAGACAUUCCUGUAACUGUCAAGAUUAGAACUGGAACUAAAGACAAUAAGAACACUGCUAAAAGUUUAGUUGGCAGACUUUUGGAAGAAAACGAAGUGGCUGCAAUCACUUUACAUGGUCGUUCCAGGCAACAGCGGUACUCCCGUGAGGCCGAUUGGGGGUACGUUGGCGAAGUUGCUCAAGUGGUCCAGGACUGGAACAACAGGAAAGAGGAAAACAAAGACAUGAGUGACACUCAAGCCACUCAAUUUCUCGGAAAUGGUGAUGUUUACACGUUUGAGGAUUGGUAUGCUGCCACUAACACUCCUGGAAUUGACUCUGUGAUGGUUGCAAGAGGAGCAUUGAUUAAACCAUGGAUUUUUGAAGAAGUUGAAGCCCAGCAAUACUUGGACAAAUCGGCUUCCGAGAGAUUGGAUAUUUUAAGAACCUACGCCAACUUUGCAGUUGAACAUUGGGGUACUGAUGAAUAUGGAAUAGGGUUAGCCAGAAGGUUCAUGUGUGAGUUUUUGAGUUUCUACCAUCGUUAUAUCCCUGUUGGGAUUUUGGAGAGAUUACCACCCAAAUUGAACGAAAGACCCCCCAAAUGGAAGGGUAGAAACGACUUGGAAACAUUACUUGGAUCAUCUGACUACCAAGAUUGGAUCAAGAUUACGGAGAUGUUUUUAGGUAAAGCAGGAGAAAACUUCCAUUUCACUCCAAAGCACAAGAGUAGCUCCUACGAACAAUCCAGAGACUAA
Molecule: messenger RNA, 1842 nt
Organism: Yamadazyma tenuis ATCC 10573
Lineage: Eukaryota; Fungi; Ascomycota; Pichiomycetes; Serinales; Debaryomycetaceae
Gene: DUS3
Product: tRNA dihydrouridine synthase
Biological process (GO): tRNA processing
Molecular function (GO): flavin adenine dinucleotide binding; tRNA dihydrouridine synthase activity; RNA binding
Source: RefSeq, a predicted model, not a curated record